This is a messenger RNA of Symbiodinium sp. CCMP2592, 1764 nucleotides long. The record is from the annotation of a GenBank genome assembly. Lineage: Eukaryota; Dinophyceae; Suessiales; Symbiodiniaceae.
AUGCUCUUCCCCAUGUACACCGUCGCCGCAGACGUGCUGCUGAAAAUGACGAAGGUCGAACCACACGAGAAGUUGAAGGCCUGGGGCCAACUCGUGGACUUCAGCGACGGCUUGGGGAGAGCAGCUUUCGUUUCACACCAGUGGCUGACGAAGAAACACCCGGAUCCCGAGUUCAGGCAGAUGCGCACUCUUCAGGAUGCUGUCAAGCGGAUCCUGACCAGCUCCGGGUCCAUUUCCCUGGACCCCGCUACAGAGGCCGUGGUGCCAACGGCCAAGCCCCGUCCUGUGAAAGACUUCCAGACCAAAGCACUGUUCUUCUGGUACGAUUACUUCUCGUGCCCGCAGUUACAUCAUGCGACACCAGUUGAAGUUGCCGUACAAAGAACAGACAGCCGCAUCCAGCAAGCCGACGCCAUCAGCAGCAUCCCAGCAUACGUCGCCAGGUGUGACUUUUUCCUUGGCCUAUGUCCGGUUCUUGACUGCCCCGUCGAGAGCAGGGUGCUGACGGCAGGGACCUGGAGCAGGAGGGGGUGGUGCCGCCUAGAACGAGCAGCACGCGAGCUGUCGCCAAGCAGUACUUGGAUUGUUAUUCGAAGCGAGACUUCCAUUGAAGCUGUUGGCACAGUGCUGUCCUUUCAGAGCGGUGCCGUGGGGGAAGGUGACUUCGCCGUACCGGAGGAUCGGCAAAAGCUGGCCCCGGUGAUGCGGAAGAUCCUCAUGCAGAAGCUGAACCACUGCCUGCGUGUGGGUGACCUGCCCGGGUUCCGGCGCCAUUUCAACCUGCAGACGAUUUACCUGCAGGGGCUGGAGAUCGAGCCAGUGACCGGGUCGCUACCCAGCUGUGAGGGUAGUGAUGAUGUGGUGAUGGAGUUCCUACACCAAAACGGCUUGAGGACGGUUGGCUCUGCCGACAGCGCUGGGUGGCGGCCUCUGCACUACGCGGCACUGGGCGGCAACGUAGAGGUACUUAGAGGCCUGCUGGAGAAGCGCGCCGAGGUUAACCGGCGCACAUGGAAGGAUGAGCCGUCGCUGGGCUUUCCUCCCUGGAUGUCGGCAUUGGAUUUGGCAGUAUUUUUCAAGCAGCACAAGGCCGCGCGAUUGCUUCUCGCGGCGAGAGCUCACCUCAAGGGUGGACUUUCACCGGCUGUCAUCCUUGCGGCCGCUAGAGACAAUGCCGAAGGUAUCCGACUGCUGUGUGCAUCGGGUGCCGAUCCACUGGCGCAGAAUCUACUUGGAAACCCCACCUUGGGGUGCGCGGGUGGCUUGGCAGCCACAGAAGCCCUGGAAGAGUUGUUGGUGCAAGGACGCCCAAGCUCGAUGGAUCUUUCUCGGGCCCUCUUCGAUGCCACAAUGUUGCUGGGCGGAUCGGCUGAGCUGGUGCAGAGGUUGAUCGCCCUCCGCGCUGACGUGGACUUCCAGUUCGACAUGCCGCGGGAUUGGAGGAGACUGGGCCGGUUGCUCCUUGCAGCGAAGUCCAUGCAGCACCGGCUCCGCCGUACGACCGCACUAACGGCCAUCGCUUAUCAUGCAGAUGGCAGCACGCCACUGAUGCAGGCCAUCAGGUCGGCUCAAUUCGACGGCGCCGCAGCCCUAAUCGCUGCCGGCGCGAGACUGGACCUCAGCAACUGCCGGCGCUGGACCGCGGCUGAUUUUGCUCGCGGGCAGUCGAUCCCACGUUUUUUGCAGCUGGGUUUGGAGGGGGACCCGUCGGAGUGCCGAAGGGUGUCCUUGCUCGCCCUGUCGAACGGCUGCUUUUCGAUUUGA